AUGAAAAUCGAUACAGAGCGAGUAAUCAUUGAAGUUCAUCUGCGGCCCGUUUUGUGGGAUAAACGCAAUGAAUUAUACAAAAACAGGGACGCGAGAGAGGCUGCAUGGAGAGAUAUUUUGAAGGAAUUGGCACCUAACUACGAAAAUUUGAGCGAAGAGGAAAGAAAAGAGGCGGACAAGAAAAUACAACAACGCUGGCGAACAGCAAGGGACACUUACCAGAAAGACAAGAUAUCUGAAAAAAAUCAGCCAUCCGGCUCUGGGAGUAAGAAGAAGAAGAAAUAUUCUUACUAUGACAUUUUGACUUUCUUAGACAGUACAACGGAAACUGCCGGAGAAGAGUCACUCUGUGAAGAAAUGUCUGAACAAAGUAAUUUAGAAACACCUAAUGAGUCCACGCAACUAGGUACUUUACGUCAAGAAAGUUCUCACCCAACAUUAAAACAAAAACAAGUAAAAUCUAAAAAGCAAGCACCAUCCGAAUUUGAGGCACAGUUAUUAGAAUGCUUAAAGUCUAAGCAACUGGAGCUGGAAAGUGAGGAUUUGGCUUUCUUUCAGUCUCUGCAGCCUUCAUUAAAAAGAUUCACUAGAUAUCAAAAACUAAUGUUCAGAACAAAAGUGUUAAAUAUAGUUAUGGAAAUGGAAAGUCAAACACAACCUGCAUACUACAGCCCCAUACCUACAACAAGUUCUAGUGCUUUUACUGAGCUUGACAGUUUGUCACCGAUAAAUCAAGAUUACCAAACCAAUAGUAUAAUCCAGGAUACUUCCAGUCUUAACGACAAUGCUAUUAGUUCUGCUGCAGUGAAUGAUAAUGAAACUCUUAUUUCGACUGAAAGUCGCCUGUUUAAUAUCACGUCUUAUGACAUAAUUUAUAACCCAGCAACAACAUCAUCUACUGGCGAAAGUAAUGUCAACGCUCAGGAUACAAAUUUACAAAGAAAUGAAUGAUGUAAAAUUUGAUUUUUAAUUUAUGAAUAAAACUCUUUUUAUUAAAAUGAG
Leptidea sinapis is the source of this 1002-nucleotide messenger RNA. RefSeq lists its product as uncharacterized. The record is from RefSeq and is a predicted model, not a curated record. Lineage: Eukaryota; Metazoa; Arthropoda; Insecta; Lepidoptera; Pieridae. Gene Ontology annotation, cellular component: nucleus; transcription regulator complex. The transcript has 3 exons. Gene Ontology annotation, biological process: regulation of transcription by RNA polymerase II. Gene Ontology annotation, molecular function: DNA binding. The coding region runs from base 1 to 951 and encodes 316 amino acids.